AUGGGAUUGGACAAGAUUGAGCGAGCUGCGCCUCCGAUCAGCAGGCAGUUCGUCAACUACCCCUUCCUGUUGACUCAGAUCGAUUCCGGGAGGCCGAGUUAUGUGUAUAGUGACGAUCCGAAAAGACACAUGACGUUCCGAGGAUACAUAUCUCCUGAAGAUCGCCAGGUGUCUGUCUCAGCUCAGUUCAGAGCUCUUGACUUCGGGAUGGAAGACUGCGAACUGUCAAUGGUGGUCCCAAUCACGAGAGAAGGCUCCAAUUUCACGCUAGCAAACGAUGAAUCCGCACAUACUAUCGAUAUCUGGCGGCUUUCCGCAAACACGGCAAUUGACGCGAAGAGGCUAUCGUAUUCCACGCGACCGCCGAGAUCCAGCAAGGUCGCAAGUGCCGAUGUCAUGAUGGGGACUUCGUUUAACCACCAUUUUCAUUGCCCACAGGACUCCGUGCAUUCCUUCGAGCUUGCAUGCGCACCCAAAUCCCCAUCCUGUCACGUUGAAUGGUGGCAGAACAUGGAGGGCGCCUUUUCAGGUGAGCCCCGCCGGUUCAACCCCAGGCACUAG
Gloeophyllum trabeum ATCC 11539 is the source of this 561-nucleotide messenger RNA. RefSeq lists its product as uncharacterized. The record is from RefSeq and is a predicted model, not a curated record. The transcript is spliced from 2 exons. Bases 1 to 561 code for a protein of 186 amino acids. Lineage: Eukaryota; Fungi; Basidiomycota; Agaricomycetes; Gloeophyllales; Gloeophyllaceae.